ACACGUAAAACAUUUUUAAACUCGACGGCAAUCUACUGACAGAAAGAGUUCACCAGUCAAGAUAUUCAAGGUGACUAGCUUAACGCUACUUUUGUUUACAUCCGUAAGUGACUGAAACUUUAUUCUCCUGUCAAAUGUUGAUGACGUCAAAUAUGCGACUCAAACUGUGCCUCCAAUGUUCCACUCAUCAGUAACAUGUAAGGAGAAUCUAUUUCCAAAUAGAUCGAAAUGGUAGUAGAGAGGUGUUUGUAUUUAUGAUGAUUAUAGUCUAGAAAAUCAUAAGAAGCAUCAUUCAUCACGUGGCUUCUUUAUUGAUCCACUGAUCAUGUUAACUUUUUAGCUGUUCAAUUGUAUUUUCUGUUUAAACUAUCAGUACGUUAUUUUGUAAAGUAGAAGUUUGGUGGUGCCAUGAGCUCAGGCCUCAUAUGCAAACUCAAAACUUGUUCAAUUCAUUUGAACCCUGCCUUGCACCAUGGGACUUUUGUCAAUACGGAAACUUACUUGAGCUCAAAACUGUUCUGCUAUGCACGCUGUUUAAGCUCUAAAGAGACAUUUCGAAAGACCAGAGUGGUAGACAACACUCAAAACAAGGAUUCAGAGAAGCAAAGAGGUUAUAGGAUUGCUAGAGAUGCAAAUGGAAAUGAGCAAGGCCAGAAGGAGGAAAGAAACUGGAGAGGCACCUAUCUGCAGCGCUCCUCUUCCAAAUCUGUGUUUGCUGCUGGGACUGCCAAAAAAACAGCAGAAAUUCUAAGGAAGAAAGCAGCUCUGGUAUCUGGGAUGGGGCCAACCACUCUAGAUGAUCCUAAACCAAAAACAAUGGCAGUGAGGGUCAAGCUUCCCGAUCAGCCCCUGUCUGUUGCAGAGUGGAGAAAACUGAAGGAUUCUGUGAUUAAUGUCCAGCGUUUUGAAAUCGAUGUAAUGUAUGGACUGUUCAAUUCUGGAGCAGAUUUGGAUAUCGCUAAGUCAUUGCUGACUUUUGUUGUCACUGAAAUGGGAACCCUGUCCUAUGAGUUGCUGCUAAGAUACCUAACGCUUUGUGUGAUGGGCGGGCAUGACAGUGAAGUGUUUGACGUCUAUGACAUCAUGCGAACAUCUUUCCCCUCUCUGGAAACAGGAGCCUCCACCCUCUUUAUAAAGUCCUUCUGCCGCACUGAGAGGUGGAGGGAGGCUCUUGUCAUUUUACAAGAACUCAAAAAGGUAAUCACUCCAUCACCACGUAACUAUGGUGACAUAAUAUCAGCUGCAGUUCAGCACAGUGAUCUGAACACAGCCUGGUUGCUUUAUGAUGAGUUAAUAGAAAAAGGACUGAGCCCACAUGCAGAGACCUGGGAAGUGCUUUUCAAUAAAGUAAAGGGGACUGAGGCAAAGGAAGAAGGAGAAAAGAUUAGGUCUCCACAAAAGCAGCGGCUUCUGGGUAUUCUACACUACAUGCGGGAAAACCAGAUCUAUCCACCAAAAAACCUAGCAGAAAGCAUCAAGACCUGGUUUGAAAGUCUUGAGGACCAAAAAUGGGAAGGAAGGUGGACCACUAUCUCCCCAAAGGGUGAGUGUCACUGUUGUAGGAGUAAGCUGGAAUCCAUUCAGCUGACUGAUGAGGAAUACCAACAACUCAAAGAUAAAGUCAUGGUCAAUGUCAUCCAGGGACGAGAUGUUUUUAACAAGACUACUCCUGAGGAGCUGGAGAAGUUUAAAGCAUUUGUGAAAAGAAAGCCGGCUUUUGAUGUGGUUGUUGAUGGUCUAAAUGUUGCCAAUAUCAACAAAGAUAAAAGCAAGCUCUCAGAAACGUUGUUGGCAGUGGUAUCUGAGCUUGUGCUCCGAGGUCAGACGGUGCUAGUUUUGGGGAGAAAACACAUGCUGCGUCCAACCAGAUCCUGGGAUGGAAACAACAUGAAAUCUCUCCAGCAGAAAGCUCACUGUUUCUUCACUGAGAACAUCUCUGAGGAUGACCCUUUCCUGUUGUAUGCUGCUUUGCAUUCUGGGAAUCACUGUCGGUUUGUGAGCAGAGAUUUAAUGAGAGAUCACAAGGCCUGUCUGCCAGAUGGAGCCACCAAGCGCCUCUUCUUUAAGUGGCAGAGGGGACAUCAGCUGGUUGUUGACAGUUAUAUUGCACCAGGAAGGAAAGUCUGUUUUCAGGGUAUUCCCAGCUAUGACACUAUUGUCCAGACGUCAGGAGGUUCAUGGCAUAUUCCCUAUGAUGACUCAGAGGACAGAAGCACCUAUGAAGUCCCACAGAAAUGGCUGUGCCUUACUAGUCAACACUGAAAUGGAUUUUCCUAAUACAAAUGUGUAAAAUUAAAAAGAUGCUAAAGCAAAUGUUGUGUUUUUCAAAUAUAGGAUUUAUACAUAGUAUAAUUGACAUUUCCUAAAGUUCAAUAAGCAUGUAAGAUGAUUUGUUACUUGAAAAGUACAAUUUAAAGAUAAGAAUGAUCAAUUGUUAAAAAAAAUAAUAAAAAAUGUGCCCACCGAAUGAGGCUCACUUUGGGUACAGUGAUUUCUGGGACAGCCCACAGCCCUUUAUUCAAAGGCUGCAGUAUUUUUGGUUCAAAUAUUAAAGUUGUGCACUAA
Messenger RNA from Periophthalmus magnuspinnatus, 2565 nucleotides. It is a transcript of the gene prorp, whose product is annotated as protein only RNase P catalytic subunit. Bases 409 to 2262 code for a protein of 617 amino acids. The record is from RefSeq and is a predicted model, not a curated record. The transcript is spliced from 10 exons. Gene Ontology annotation, molecular function: ribonuclease P activity; protein binding. Gene Ontology annotation, cellular component: mitochondrial ribonuclease P complex; mitochondrion. Gene Ontology annotation, biological process: mitochondrial tRNA 5'-end processing; tRNA 5'-leader removal. NCBI's taxonomy places the organism in Eukaryota, Metazoa, Chordata, Actinopteri, Gobiiformes, Gobiidae.